CAUGGCUUCCGGUCUUGGACUCUAACUUUUUUCCUACUCUGGGCUGUGGGGAAUGAGAUCCUUGGUCUCCAGUCGAAUGAUUUACCUCAACAGACUGAGAAGUCCAAGCAUCCACAAAGAGCCCCUGAAAAAACUUUAUGUGAGUUCUGUGGAAUCUGCUGUGCGCACAGAACACCGGGGAGAGUGACAGAGCCCUGCCCCUACCGUUAUGCUGGGAAUACCAGGUGGGGGUGACCGGAAGUAGUUCCCCCUGACUUCCGACUAGAAAGGGGGCUGGGCCCGAAGCCUUCAUCCGUAAAGUGCUGUGUCACCUCAGCGGCGUUCCAGAUCUUCUCAGCUGUUUUGGUGCCAGCCUUCCUGCCCACACUCCUACCUGCUGUCACAGGCCAAAACCAUCAUGCCUCGGGGUCAGAAGAGUAAGCACCGUGCCCGUGACAAACGCCGAGAGACCCAUGGUCAGCCUCAGGGUCUCACAGGUCCCCAGACCACUGCGGAAAAGCAAGAAGAGCCCCAUUCUUCCACUGUCUCUUCUCCUGAUUAUCGGGGUGCUCAUCCUAAGUCUUCUGAUGCCUCCUUUCCUCAGGAGUCUCAGGGAGCUUCACCCACUGGCUCUCCUGAUGCAGCUGUUUCAUGCUCAAAAUCUGAUGUGGCUGCCAAGGGUCAAGAUGAGAAAAAUGCAAGCACCUCCCCAAAUGCCUCCGUUCCUCAGGAGUCUCAGAGAGCUUCACCCGCUGGCUCUCUUGAUGCAGGUGCUUCAUGCUCAAAAUCUGAUGUGGCUGCCAAGGGUCAAGAUGAGAAAAAUGCAAGCACCUCCCCUAAUGCCUCCGUUCCUCAGGAGUCUCAGAGAGCUUCACCCACUGGCUCUCUUGAUGCAGGUGCUUCAUGCUCAAAAUCUGAUGUGGCUGCCAAGGGUCAAGAUGAGAAAAAUGCAAGCACCUCCCCUAAUGCCUCUGCUCCUCAGGGGGCUCAGGGAGUUUCAUCCACUGGCUCUCUUGAUGCAGGCAUUUCAUGCUGGAAAUUUGAUAUGCCUGGCUUGAGUGAAGAUGAGGAAAGUGCAAUCGCCUCCCAUAGAGCUGCCUUCUUUAAGACCACAGAUCGAGAUCCUCUAAACAGGAAGGCUAGAGUGUUGGUGCAGUUCCUACAGGAGAAGUUUGAGAAGAAAGAGAUCAUUUUGAAGGCCGACAUGCUGAAGCGUAUUAACAGAAAGUACAAGGUGUACUUGCCCGAGAUCCUCAAGAAAACCUCCAACCAUUUGGCAGUGGUUUUUGGCGUUGAAUUGAAAGAAAUGGAUUCCAGCGGCGAAUCCUACACCCUUGUCAGCAUGCUGGGCCUCUCCAGUGAAGGAAUUCUGAGUGGUGUUAAUGGGCUGGCGAAGUCGGGUAUCCUGAUGUCUCUCUUGAGUUUCAUUUUCAUAAGAGGGAACUGUGCCAUUGAAAAGGAGGUCUGGGACUUCCUGAGUGUUUUGGGGAUCUAUGACGGAGUCGUGCACUCAAUCUAUGGGGAGCCCCGGAAGAUCAUUAUGGAAGAUUUGGUGCAAGAUAAGUACCUGGAGUACUGGCAGGUGUGCGACGGUGAUCCUCCAUGCUAUGGGUUCCUGUGGGGUCCACGAGCCCAUGCUGAAACCAGUAAGAUGAGCGUCCUGAGAGCUUUGGCCAAUAUCAAUAAUACUGUCCCCGGUUUCUACCCACAUCUGUAUGAAGAGGCUUUGAUAGAUGAGGCACAGAGAGCAUUGAGACUGAGAGCUUAACGGCAGGGCUGGCACUGUUCUCUUGGCCAGGGAACCUUAUGGGAGUAUAUCUUACAGAUCCACUUCUAGGGAAGUCUGAAUUAGAAUUUUUGCCGUAUGCUAGAAGAAGAGAGUAGUGAGCUUUCUAAAUAGUGCAGUAUAGUAGAGGCUGGAGGGAAAAGAUGUGUAUCUUUCUUUUGUCCUGUUACACAUGAGUAACACAGAUUUAUGUUUUGCUUUUACUAUUAAUAUUCAAGAUUGUUCCUGUUAAGUGAAGGUUUAUUUUGCUUCAUACUAUAAACGUAUCAGUAACAUAGCUCUCACAUUCAUAGCUGUUUAAGCAAUUUGGAAGUUACGGUUUUGGUAUUAAUAAAACAAAAUCAUACACCGUUCAUAUUUUCUCUAUAAUUCAGAACUAGAUAACAUGGUAACAGAGAAGGGAUUUUGAUAUGAAUCUUAAAGAACUCCACAGUAAACUAGUUGACACCGUAAUAUAAUGAGAAAACAAAGUAAAAACGGAAAUGUAAAAGUUGCCUAAUUCUUGGGGUUUGCCUUAUUCCUUUUCUUAAUAUAAAUAAAGGAUGGUUGGAUUUAUUUAGGUUAUUAAAAACUGCUGUUAGUUUGUUUUAUUCUAGUGUACUUCAUAUUCUGUUAUUGACUACAUCAAAAAAACUCCUCUGAUUGGAGAGUGGUGUUUUCUGGGUUUAAAAAAAUCAUAUGAAAUGCAGUGAUCAAUAUAAGCCAGAAUGAGCUCACUAAAAUCCUUUUUGAAACA
This is a messenger RNA of Callithrix jacchus (white-tufted-ear marmoset), 2501 nucleotides long. The record is from RefSeq and is a predicted model, not a curated record. Lineage: Eukaryota; Metazoa; Chordata; Mammalia; Primates; Cebidae.